AUGAAGAAAAGAUAUUUAAGAGAGACCAGUAGCGCCAACUCCAGUCCCAAGAUUUUCGCCAAUCGCCUGCGGAUGAAUCAGGGAGCCAGCGGGCAGCGCAGCAGUAGCCUGGCCAACACUUUUGGCAACGAGGAGGAGGAGGGCGACCUGAAGGAUGCCUGUUGGUAUCAGGCGGGAAUCUCCAGGGAUAUUGCCGUCGAGGUCCUGCAAAACAAGAGCCCAGGGGCGUUUCUGGUGCGCAAGAGCAGCUCCAAGCCAGGGUGCUACGCCCUGACAUUGAGAGUUCCAUCGCCACCUGGGCCAAAAAUAGCUAACUAUAUUAUACUACGAUCUGCCAGAGGAUUCAAAAUUAAGGGCUUUCGCAAGGAGUUCUCCAGUCUGAAGGCCCUGAUCACCCACCACUCGGUGAUGCCCGAACUGCUGCCCGUCCCCCUGGCUAUGCCCCGUCCCACAAACAUGUCCUCCUCAAGGCGCAACCUCGACGACUUUGAUACCUAUGACUCGCUCCAGAUGCUGCUGAAGUAUCUGCGUGCCAAGAACAUGGAGACGGAACAGCACCAGUAGCUAAUGGAGGAAAUCGAUCAACUGGUGGCGCAAAAUUACAUUUAAGUUCUGGAAUGGCAAAACUAUUUUGCUGGAUUCGAACCGAUAUACCAACAAAUGUGAUACUCUAUGAAAAAGAAAAACACAGACACUGCAAAUGAAACGCCUAGCUGAUAAACGGUGAAAUUAUCUAUAGUUUAGUUUUAGUUACUUUUCGGUUAAGUUGUUUUUUGUGGUGUGGUAUUUAUCAAGUUAACCAUUAAAAGGGUGAACAGUGCGGAAAAUAAGUGUAGGGGGCAAGA
Drosophila bipectinata is the source of this 845-nucleotide messenger RNA. Its product is annotated as EGFR adapter protein-like. The record is from RefSeq and is a predicted model, not a curated record. Lineage: Eukaryota; Metazoa; Arthropoda; Insecta; Diptera; Drosophilidae.